AUGGAUUUCCUUGCGGCAUCCAAGCUUUUCGACGUGCGAGGACUGAUCGUGGUGGUCACUGGAGGCGGUACUGGCAUCGGCUUGAUGAUGACCAAAGCAUUCGCACUUAAUGAAGCAUCCAAGGUCUUCAUCGUCGGCAGAAGAAAGGAGAAGCUGGAGGAAGCGGCGAAAGUCUCUCCACAUGGAAACAUCAUACCGAUUGUGGGAGACGUCACUUCGAAAGAAUCCCUCAUCCAAGUCGCGAGCCAAGUGAAGCAGGAGGCUGGGCAUGUGAACUUUCUGUGCUGCAAUAGCGGCAGCAUGCCUCAGACGAUCGCCAAAGAUCCCACACAAGUCUCAGCAGCAGAAUUUGCCAAAGCAGCCCUCGACCAGGACAUGUCGAACUGGAACGACACAUAUGCCUCCAACGUCACAGGAGUCGCCUUCACAGCAUUCGCCUUCCUCGAGCUCCUCGAUGCUGGAAAUCGAAACCGAGGGCCUGGUGGCGUACAGAGCUCGAUCCUAGUAACGAGCAGUGUCGCAGCCUUCCUCAGAGGCGCUCGGGCGAACACACCCUAUACUUGCAGCAAAACCGCCGUGACGAUGUUGGUCAAACAUCUCGCCGACAAGUUCGGACAGUACGAUGUCCGAGUCAAUGCGAUCGCUCCUGGGCUGUUUCCUUCAGACAUGUCGACAGGUCUGGUCGCGGCGGGUGGAGAGUCGAAGGGAGAUCCAACUGAGGAGGGAGCGUAUCCGCGAUCUUUUAUUCCUGCUCAGCGAUUGGGGAAGACAGAGGAUAUUGCAGGGACGGUCUUGUUCCUGGCAUCUGCUGCUGGCGCGUAUUUGAAUGGUUGCAUUUUGCUGAAUGAUGGAGGGCGACUUGGUCUGCUACCGGGGACGUAUUGA
Messenger RNA from Zasmidium cellare ATCC 36951, 885 nucleotides. RefSeq lists its product as uncharacterized. Lineage: Eukaryota; Fungi; Ascomycota; Dothideomycetes; Mycosphaerellales; Mycosphaerellaceae. Gene Ontology annotation, molecular function: oxidoreductase activity. The record is from RefSeq and is a predicted model, not a curated record. The transcript has 3 exons. Bases 1 to 885 code for a protein of 294 amino acids.